UAAAUAUCGAUGUCUGUUAGACACCUAUUUCACGAUGGACACGACGAUGGGGACCCCGAAGCCACCAAGCCGACUUUUAGUGGCGUUUGGACUUAUUUCCAACAUAGCAUGCUCAAUCAGCAUAGUUUUCGUCAACAAAUGGGUGUACAUCCACGGUUUUCCGAACAUAACAUUGACAUGUAUUCACUUCAUGAUAACUGGACUCGGACUUUUCAUUUGCGAAAGACUUGGGGUAUUCCAAAGAAAAAGUCUCCCCAUUAUCUCCAUGAUACCGCUGAGUUUAUCGUUCUGUGGAUUCGUGGCCUUAACUAACCUCUCUCUGCAGAACAACACAGUGGGAACAUACCAGCUGUUUAAGACGCUGACGAUGCCCUGCAUCAUGGUGAUUCAGACUUCUUUUCACGGCAAAACGUUUUCUUUGCCAAUCAAAUUGACUGCGAUCCCAAUAUCUGUAGGAGUCUUCAUCAACUCUUAUUAUGAUGUGAAGUUCAACAUCCUUGGGACAGUGUAUGCCUCUUUAGGUGUUUUAGUGACUUCAUUUUACCAAGUGUGGGUGGGCAGCAAGCAGCAGGAAUUCCAAGUUAACUCCAUGCAGCUGUUGUUUUACCAGGCCCCAAUGUCGGCCAUUGCUCUCCUUCCCAUCAUCCCACUGUUUGAAGAUGUCAUAGGUCUAAGUCCUAUGCUGCCCCUGAAGUCCAUACCACCAACAGUUUGGGGCAUGGUUUUCUUGUCCAGCUGUGUGGCAUUCCUGGUUAACUUGACCAUCUUCUGGAUCAUAGGCAAUACCUCCGCUGUCACCUAUAACAUGGUGGGCCACCUCAAGUUUGUCCUGGUGUUGUUGGGAGGUUUUCUGCUGUUCCGAGACCCUCUGGCCAUCAACCAAAUAGCAGGAAUUCUACUGGUGGUAGCAGGUGUUGUGACAUACACACAUUUCAAGCUAAAGGAGCAGAAAAAGCCCCCUCUACCAGUGGUGACUGAGGCCAAAGAUGAGCAGUAAUCAAAGAUAGUACAAAUUGGCCAUCAAGAACAGCUAAAUCUGGGUAAAGCCGACCAGAUUUGUCCAGUCUGUCGCUGUCAGCAAAGUGAUCAAUUUUAGGACAGUGUUUCUCUCUUGGUUACAGUAGGAAAAUUGUGUGUUUGAAUUUACAUUAUGGGAGCAAUCUUAGAGUU
Messenger RNA from Lingula anatina, 1170 nucleotides. Its product is annotated as solute carrier family 35 member E3. Lineage: Eukaryota; Metazoa; Brachiopoda; Lingulata; Lingulida; Lingulidae. The record is from RefSeq and is a predicted model, not a curated record.